Messenger RNA from Onychostoma macrolepis, 1927 nucleotides. RefSeq lists its product as uncharacterized. The coding region runs from base 611 to 1156 and encodes 181 amino acids. Gene Ontology annotation, molecular function: GTPase activity; GTP binding. The transcript has 5 exons. Gene Ontology annotation, cellular component: lysosome; late endosome; phagocytic vesicle. Gene Ontology annotation, biological process: phagosome-lysosome fusion; endosome to lysosome transport. The record is from RefSeq and is a predicted model, not a curated record. NCBI's taxonomy places the organism in Eukaryota, Metazoa, Chordata, Actinopteri, Cypriniformes, Cyprinidae.
AAAAAAAAAAAUUUCAUCGCCAUUUCAUCUUUUCAUUCAUUCAUACACUGAACAUGGACGACAGCGAUUAUCUAACAGCUGGAUGGCGCUAUUGACCAAUCGGAAUUGACAGAACGCGCGUAAUAAUCUUAAUUAGUGUUAAUUCCCGCAUUUACUAAUGCAUUUUAAUGCAUUUUUAAGUCAUAUUCUAAAAUCGAAUAUAUAAACGAUAGUAUAACUUAGUAUUAACCUACAUAAAUAAAUGCUGAAAAAGUUGUUCAUUAGUUCAUAGUGCAAAUGCAUAGAUCAUGCAUAGCCUACAUAAACUUUCCAAACUGUAAUUUUUGGCCUGCUUUAAAAAUGAAGAGCAAUGCUAUAUGACGACUAUAUUUACCAGAAAACAGCCCAACAGGCCAAGUCGAACAUUUUUGAUAGCCUACACCACCUGUUUAGGCGUUUGUUUACCUUACACUGCUAAGGUGGUUAACCAUUACCUACUUUACCGUGUUUUCUUAUGGAUCCGUGAUACGAACAGGACAUUACAGUCUGAAAUGCAGAAUGAAGAAGUGUUGUCUGAGAUGAGUACCUUCAUGACCUCCUUUCACUGAAAGUAGCUUUGGUUGUUUUUAUCAUGACAGAGUGGAGCACACCACACUUGAAAGUCAUUCUUAUCGGAAACUCUGGAGUGGGAAAGUCUUCAUUUAUGACCCGGUUUGUCCACCAUCGCUUUACUAAAUUGUAUCGUGCCACAAUCGGGGUAGAUUUUCUUACUAAAGAAAUCACUAUUGAUAAAAGAUCAGUGAUUCUUCAGAUCUGGGACACUGCAGGAACAGAGAGGUUUCAUUCUCUGGGUACCACACUGUAUCGUGGAGCUCACUGCUGCCUCCUAGUGUUUGAUGUUACCUCGUCCGUCUCCUUUGAUGCACUAGAUGUCUGGAAGAAAGAGUUCCUGGUGCAGGCAUGUCCCUCGGACCCCUCUGCAUUCCCUUUCAUAGUGCUCGGCAAUAAAAUUGACUUGGAUUAUCGUGAGGCUUUGACUGACAGGUGUCCCCAAGCAAAGCCCAGCAGUGGUGCAGUGAAAUCGGAGCUGAAUAUUUGGAAUGUAGUGCCAAGGAAGACAUUGGCGUGGACACGACUUUUCACAGUGCGGCACGAGCGGCCCUGCAGUAUCUCAUAAGUCACCAUGUGGAAAAUGGAGAAGACAUCCAGAUUACACAGAAACAACAGGAGAAGCCGCCAAAUAAAAAAUGCUAUUGUUGAGGCAAGGACAAACGCCUGUGCUACUCUUCAUUGUUAAGGGCCAUUCACAGAAAGGAUGAUAAUUAUGACAACUAUAACUAUAAAUGUUCUAUUUCUGAGAAAAAUGACUACACAGAAGAACAGUAUCUUUGGAAUCGCUUUCGAAACUGAUUCUUUUUCCAGCUGAUGAAUGAUAAAAAAUAUGGAGUCAAUCAGAAUCCACUCAACUUUAAAGAACUUAUUUAAAGUGGCAGGUGACAACUGCAGUGCAUGAUUAUAAUAAACAGAAUGUUGUCCAUUGGUGUGGAUGUUAAUAUAGUUAUUGUUUUCAGUGUGAAUAGGCCUUUAAUCUAUGGAAUCGUGUCAGCGAAAUUACUGAAAAAAAUGGAACAUCCUGAUAAUAUUUACACAUUUUAAAACACACUAUUGAUGAAAAUACAAGGAAAAUGACACCACAACAGUAUGUAUAUGAUAGCUUCACCAAGUUAAGAAUUUCAAGUCGCUAAGACUUCUUCGCAUUUUUGUGAAAUGUUUAAACAUAAAAUGUUUCUCAUAAAAUUUCUAGUUGACUAAAAUGCUAUUUUCAUUUACUAAAAUUAGCCAUUUUAGUUUGUGUGGAACUAAAAUGAAUUUAAAGGAUAUUUUUAAUAAAAUAAAAAAUAAACACUGAUCUUGAUUAAUGUAUGUGUAAAAAGACAUGAAAAUAAAA